This is a messenger RNA of Tripterygium wilfordii, 2019 nucleotides long. RefSeq lists its product as uncharacterized. The transcript is spliced from 2 exons. The record is from RefSeq and is a predicted model, not a curated record. NCBI's taxonomy places the organism in Eukaryota, Viridiplantae, Streptophyta, Magnoliopsida, Celastrales, Celastraceae. Bases 1 to 2019 code for a protein of 672 amino acids.
AUGGAAAGAGGGGAAUCAAGUAGAGAUAAUAGGCUAGCAAGGAGGAACAUAAUGAACAACCAGAAACAACAAUGCGUAGAUAAUCAUGCUGCGUAUAUGUCUACAUUACCCCUUCAAUCGCACGAACACAAGCGACGUAGGACAUCUGAGUUAAAUGCACUUUCAAUGUUGAGAGCACCUGUGAGACUUGAUCUUGGGACACUUGCAUACACCUGUCAAUUUUGUGGAGCUCUGUUCUGGUUUGCAGAGCGAUUAAAAUCAAGCCCUUCUCGAGCCCCUGUGUACUCUCUUUGUUGCAGACAAGGAAGGAUUAGGCUUCCUCCUCUAGCAGAUCCUCCACAGUUUUUAAAUCAGUUAUUGGCUUAUGAUGGUGGCAGAUUAUCAAGAUUGUUCCGUGAGCAGAUAAGAUUAUACAACUCUGUCUUUGCAUUUACAUCGACGGGAGGAAAAAUUGAUAAAGACGUUAACAAAAUUCAGGGGCCUUAUGUAUACAAGAUAAAUGGUCAGAAUCAUCAUCUGAUGGGAUCACUUCUUCCGAUGCAUGGUGCAAGACCCCAAUUUGCUCAACUAUAUAUCUAUGACACCGAAAAUGAAACUUAUAAUAGAAUGGCAACUAUAGCAAGGCCAGGAAUGACUAAUGGGCUAGACGAGGAUAUUGUCUCUAAGCUAAUCAAAAUGUUUGAUGAUGUCAAUCCUUUGGUGAGAGCUUUUAGGAUGGCCCGAGAUAGGUUUAGAGAGGGGGAAACACGCCGUAUUUCAUUAGUGUUGUCUGGCAAACGACAUGGUGAUGGAUUGCAAUACAAUUCCCCAUCUUUUUCGGAAAUGGCUGGUUUAGUGGUUGGUGACAUUGGUGAUACAGAGAAUGGAAGAGACAUAAUUGUUGAGCAGCAAGCACAAGGUCUGCAGCGUAUAGAUGAUCUCCACCCUUCAUUUAUGGCCUUACAAUAUCCUCUCUUAUUUCCAUUUGGCGAAGAUGGUUAUAGGCUCAACAUUCCUUAUCACUCAGAUCCAAACACUGCUAACUUGAAACGUGGCCAUGUUACUAGAAGGGAGUAUUAUGCAUUCAUGUUGCAGCAAAGAGUUUAUGGUGGAGGUUUAUUAAUCAGAGGUGGGAGACUAUUCCAGCAGUAUAUUGUCGAUGCCUUCACAUCAAUUGAAGACAAGAGGCUGAGAUAUGUUCGUUACAAGCAUCAGCAAGAUCAUUACAGGAGUGACAUGUACAAGGGCAUUCAAGAUGCAUUUCUAAACGGCGAUGUCGUGGCAAACUCAAUUGGAAAGCGUGUUUUUCUGCCUUCAAGUUUUACUGGUAGCCCCCGAUAUAUGCUACAAAAUUACCAUGAUGCUAUGGCAAUAUGCAGAACUCGCGGAAACCCCGAUCUCUUCAUCACUUUUACAUGCAAUGUUAAUUGGAUGGAGAUCCAGAGUGCACUUAAUAUGAUUCCAGGUCAAAAAAAAGAAGACAGACCUGAUAUAAUUUCCCGAGUAUUUCACAUGAGACUUAAUGAGUUUAUGGAAGACAUUAAGAAAGGAAACUAUUUUGGAAAUGUUGUCGGUGCAAUUUAUACAAUUGAAUUUCAGAAAAGAGGCUUGCCACAUGUCCAUAUUAUUAUUUGGUUGAACCAGGAUGAUAAAUAUCCAACCCCUGAAGAUAUUGAUGGAAUUAUUUGUGCUGAAGUACCAGACCCAAAAAAAGAGCCAGAACUGAAAAUCUGCUCACAAACAACAAUUAGUGACGAUGGGUUUGCAAUUUAUCGGAGAAGAAAUGAUGGUCAUGUUGUUGUUAAAUCUGGAGUGGAACUUGACAACAGGUUUGUUGUUCCAUACAAUAAAGGCCUACUGCUAAAAUAUCAGGCACAUAUCAAUGUGGAAUGGUGUAAUCGUUCAAGGGCAAUAAAGUAUUUGUUCAAGUACAUAAACAAAGGCCCAGACAGGGUAAGAGCAUUGUUGCAGCAAAGCUUGGCAAGAGAUAAUUCUUCUGCAGCUACUCAAUCAGAAGUUAUCGACGAGAUCAAGACAUAG